Boleophthalmus pectinirostris (great blue-spotted mudskipper) is the source of this 1098-nucleotide messenger RNA. RefSeq lists its product as uncharacterized. The coding region runs from base 178 to 1098 and encodes 306 amino acids. NCBI's taxonomy places the organism in Eukaryota, Metazoa, Chordata, Actinopteri, Gobiiformes, Gobiidae. The transcript has 8 exons. The record is from RefSeq and is a predicted model, not a curated record.
CUCUGACAGUGGACAGUUUUUUUAAUACAUCCAUUACACCAACAGCUAAAAGAAAUGGUUAUAUGCUUUGUGUGAAAAGGAGACUGGAACUAUAUCCUUAAAAGUUCAUCAAACCUCUUCUUGAGCACAUAUUCAUCUGGUGUCAGGUGUAAUCAUCAUCUACACAAAGAUAUAAUAAUGGACCAAAUACCACCCCCACCGAAGAAGUACAAGCCAGUGCCUCUGGUCAGGUCUGGACCCUUCACUGUUACAACUCAGCCCCACCUGAAGGAGAACAAGGGGGAUCUGAUCUGCUCCUUCAGCUCAAAUGUCUCCAACUGUGGGUCUCCAUCCACAAACUGGACAAGAACUUCAAGAGGCACCAAACGCCCUGGUCCAAACUGGAUGACCCCUGACCCCGACUGUGGUCCUACACCAGCCAAACGCUUCAGAGUUUGUGAGAAGAGGGCCAAGAAGAGAAAAAGACCCUCUGCUCUGGACAGAGGCCUCCCAGAGACCAAGAAGAGUGAUGUGAAAAAUGGCUCCCAGGCUCAAAAAGUAACCAAAGAAGCGAAGAGUUCACCUGAAGGGUCUAGACCAAACAUGAUCAAGCAACUGAAGCAGGAAGUCCAGGACCAGGAGACAGACCAAGAACAGGACCAGGAGAAAGUCCAGGAGAGAGUCCAGGAGAGAGUCCUGGUGAAGAUCCAGGCAGAUGUCCAGAUUUUCAUCAAUGGUCAAGACCAGGGAAAAAUCCUGAAUAUACCAGUGCCUCUGGUCAGGUCUGGACCCUUCACUGUUACAACUCAGCCCCAGCUGAAGGAGAACAAGGGGGAUGUGAUCUGCUCCUUCAGCUCAAAUGUCUCCAACUGUGGGUCUCCAUCCACAAACUGGAAAAGAACUUCAAGAGGCACCAAACGCCCUGGUCCAAACUGGAUGACCCCUGACCCCGACUGUGGUCCUACACCAGCCAAACGCUUCAGAGUUUGUGAGAAGAGGGCCAAGAAGAGAAAAAGACCCUCUGCUCUGGACAGAGGCCUCCCAGAGACCAAGAAGAGUGAUGUGAAAAAAUGGCUCCCAGGCUCAAAAAGUAACCAAAGAAGCGAAGAGUUCACCUGA